UUUAUUUUGUAUUAUUACUUCUUUAGUUUAGGAUUGUCCUUUAGUUUUUGUCAUAAAAAUUUUGUUCAUUAGAUAUACCAUAUUCUCCCCAGUUUCUUAAAGAUGUUAUUCGGCGCCGUUUUAGCUCCAGGAGCCACUGUUACUCCCAAGAACGAACUGGCUAACAUUGUUCAUCUCUCUCAAGUAUGCUUAAAUGAGCCUAAAAGUGAUGAGAGGACAUAUGUCCAGUUAGUUGACGGGAAUAAAGUCUAUAACCUCUGCUCCUUACAAAAAGAUGUUAAUGAACAUGCAACUUUGGACUUGUUUUUCUCUACUACCGGUGACUUGAAGUUAACUACAAAGGGUGGGCCAAACGAGGUUCAUGUGAUUGGUUAUUUCGAGCCUGAGGAUGACGCCUUCCUUUCAGAUAGUGAGGAAGAAGAGGAAGACGAACUUGACGAAGACGAAGUGGAUGAAGAGGAUUCUGACGAUGAACCAGCCUCAAAACGCAAGGCGUCUAACAAAUCAGGAAAAAAUUAAUAUGUGCCCCUUCCACUUAUUAUUGAAUUAACAAUUCACAUAAUAAUGGUUUAGUGAUUUCCUAAUAUUGUACAACGCCUUC
Messenger RNA from Theileria parva strain Muguga, 601 nucleotides. Its product is annotated as Nucleoplasmin family protein. NCBI's taxonomy places the organism in Eukaryota, Apicomplexa, Aconoidasida, Piroplasmida, Theileriidae. The coding region runs from base 103 to 519 and encodes 138 amino acids. The record is from RefSeq and is a predicted model, not a curated record. The transcript is spliced from 3 exons.